UUUUCAGGGCUAUGGAAUUCUAACCUCAAAAAAAAACAACAAUAAUUAAUUAUUAAACAAUGUUAAUAAUUUAAAUAAAAUUAUCAAAAAAUGGCCUACAAUUCCAAUUCAGUAAACAUAUCCGUAGAAGCGCCCAUUGAAAAUCAAAUACAAGAAAUAACCUACGAUGGUCAAGAAAUAUAUCAAGCGCCACUAACUCUGUCGGAAAGCUUAGCGAAGUACGCCCAGAAAAUCGAUUUCAGUAGAGCUCUAAGCGAAAUAAAUGUAAAGAAGGAAUCGGGGGACAAUUCGGAUGAUUCCAAAUCGGAUGGCGACAGUAAAGAUGCGUUUCAAUCGAAUCUGUGGCCAUGGGAUUCAAUUCGGAAUAAGUUACGCAACGCCUAUCAGGAGGUGUGCGUUUUAAGUGAUGUUUUAACAAUUGCGAAGGAGAAGCGAUACAUGGUGCUGGAUCCCGUCCAACAGGAGCCGAUUGAAACUAAACCAAUGGUGCAGAUUUACGCCCGGAAAAAGGCACUAACAGGGGCUGCCAGUGUGUUACUAACGGGUGCUGAACGGUUGAAAACCUCACAAAAUGAGCUGUUACGAAAUCGGUCAACUCCCGACUUUCACAUUGAAUUACUGAGGCUAAGACAAAAUUGGAGGCUGAAAAAGGUUUCGAACUCGAUUAUUGGUGAUCUCAGUUAUCGUACGGCGGGCUCAAAAUACGCACAGAGUGGCAUGUUUGAGGUAACAAAAGCCGAGGAGGAAGAGAAAAGCAGUAGCCCUCCCAGCAGUCCUAUGCCGGUUCCUGCACCUGCGAAAAGUAAUUCUUCGCUACGAGUUACAGUCCCUUCAGAGUUGCAAGGUGUCGCCUAUAUAGAAGUAUUAUGUCAGAAAGAUCAAGAGGAUCUCUGCAGUGCUAACAUUAAUUUGUUAAACUCCGCACCGACGACUGCUAAUCCCGAUGUACACUGGCAGCAGAAAUUGGAAGCGGCUCAGAAUGUUUUGUUUUGCAAGGAGCUGUUUAAUCAGUUGGCGAAGGAAGCUGUACAGCUUCAAGCGCCCAUCCCUCACAUGGUUGUAGGAAAUCAAAUUAUGGCAACUGUCUUGCCGGGAAUCCAGCUGGUGAUAGGCUUAUGCCACUCGACAUCAUCAGAGAAGAAGUCGUCACAAUUGACACCCCCACCCUCCAAAAGUGACCACGAUCACGUCUUAGAGCACUCCUUACACCAACUUUUACGUGAAGUCCACCACAAGAACACUCACCAUCCGUUCCCACACCCCUCAUCAGCACCGCUGGGACCUUCCAAAAAACGAUACCUUGCGGGACCCAUGGCAGCAGAUCGCUAUGAACUACUCGAAAUGACGCAAUCCGAAACGUUACUCGAGCAAAUCAUUAAGCAAGCGCAACACUUCUUCAUGCGCAUGCGUACCGAAUAUGUUCUCGACACAAUCGCAAAAGAAGUAAAAGAUCCCCUAAUCAGCUCACACUGGAAUACUCUCAACAGCCCGACGCAGUCAUGCGUUAAAAUCAACAUAUCAACUCACGGGUACGACGCAGUGUGCCGUACACCUUUGGUCAUUCACGUCGGCGAGAAGAGCCUCAAGUGCAUCUGUCGUGACGGAAAAGUAAUGCAUAUGAGCUAUGAGCCGCAAGAACUGAGAGACUUAAUUUUCUGCCACAUUAACCAACACCAAAUAUUGGCGGUACAGGCACUCGCGAAAACAAUGGGCUGGCAAUUUUUGGGUAACUCAAACCAUCUGGGAUUGGGAGCGGUCGAGCCGUUGGGCAAUGCCAGCUCUUGUCUACUCGCAUCGCCGAUCGGCGACCGGCUGAUAGCCGUGAGAUGCGAGCCGCAGUCGGGUGUUCAAGUGUCCGUGGUUCACUCGCCUAGAACCGACUUCUUUCCGAGUCGCCUCGUAACCGAAAGGAAGUGGGAACAUUUGGGUGGCCAGUUUCGGGAGGUGCGGCUUGAGAAAAUGGAGGGGAGGAAUUUUUUGCAUAAGAUGGAGUUGCUCAUGGCAAGCCUAACCAGUAAUUCUUGAAGUAUUGAAUUGUGUCUGAUUGUAAUGUUAUUUAAUUGUUAGUUUUAAUUAUGACUAAGUGUAAGGUGUGACAUUUGUGCAGCAAAUUUUUAAAUAUU
This is a messenger RNA of Photinus pyralis (common eastern firefly), 2123 nucleotides long. It is a transcript of the gene MED17, whose product is annotated as mediator of RNA polymerase II transcription subunit 17. Gene Ontology annotation, biological process: regulation of transcription by RNA polymerase II. Gene Ontology annotation, molecular function: transcription coregulator activity. Gene Ontology annotation, cellular component: mediator complex; core mediator complex. The transcript has 5 exons. NCBI's taxonomy places the organism in Eukaryota, Metazoa, Arthropoda, Insecta, Coleoptera, Lampyridae. Bases 91 to 2025 code for a protein of 644 amino acids. The record is from RefSeq and is a predicted model, not a curated record.